This is a messenger RNA of Carassius gibelio (silver crucian carp), 2305 nucleotides long. Its product is annotated as serologically defined colon cancer antigen 8 homolog. Gene Ontology annotation, cellular component: centriole; centrosome. Bases 1180 to 1434 code for a protein of 84 amino acids. NCBI's taxonomy places the organism in Eukaryota, Metazoa, Chordata, Actinopteri, Cypriniformes, Cyprinidae. The record is from RefSeq and is a predicted model, not a curated record. Gene Ontology annotation, biological process: neuron migration; tube formation; establishment of cell polarity. The transcript has 4 exons.
AUUGAAGAAACCAGCUCACAAGAGUCAUUCUUCAUGAAUUUUACUGCACAUUUUGCAGUGUUUGUUAUUUUGUGGUGCACAGUAUAUUUAUCUCAUUACAGAUUAAAUUCAUUCAGCAAACUUUUAGUAAAAUAUAAUUUCUUCACUGCCACUGGAUCCUAAGUGAAUACAUUUAUCGAUAGCACUGUUUGAUACUUUGAUAGACACACAUGAUUUCUUGUAAAUCUACAUCACAUACGACAUGUUAGUGAUAUUCAAUAUUAGGCAUUAAUUUAAUUGAUAAAACUUGAGUAUAUAAGAAUCAUUCUAUGAAAUUGUCAAUCAGUGCAUGCUAACACAUUUGUUCUUCUGCUAGCCACACACUACUUUAAAUAUUUUUUUCCAUUAUCUUCCUUUAGAUACACAAACUUUCUGUCUUGUCAGUGUCCACAGUAUCUUGCUCGAAGGCCUCUCGCUCAUCCAACUUUUUCCCUAAAGUGCUCUCGGUAACUUUCUGGCGGUCUCUCUCAUGCUAAUUGGUCGACAAACACCCGACCCCCCCGACUUUAUCCACACCCCCGCACCCCAGUGAGUGGCUGGGCCCCCUGGAAAGCCACAGUAACAAAUGGCUGGCUGUGAGGCCUUUGUGAGCCCCUGCUGAGCGCUGGUGUGGAUGGUGUUUUAGGCCGCUGUUCAAGCACAGCGGGGGCCGAGCGCUCUCCCCCUGCUCGCUCUCUCUCACACAGCUCUCGCAGGCGGAGCGCCUUCACACUCCAGACGACAGCAGGCCUGCAGAGACGGUCACUUCUCCAGCUACAUUCCAAACCCAGUGUGCGAGAAAAGUUUUCAGGCUUCACUGUUAAUUAACACACUUUGACUUGAGUUUUGUGGGCGUUUUUUUUUUCCUUGUCUUACUUUCUUUGGCCUGUAUUAUGUCUGUUCUUUUGUAGUGUAGACUAGUUAUUUUAUUUGUGCUGCUCAUAACGCGAUGCUCUUUAACCUGGCGGCUGAGUAAAGAAUGUGUGCUUUCACAUAAGAUCUACUCAUCGAUGUCAUAUCUCUCUCUCUUUUCUCAUUAUGUCUGAGAGUCAACAAAGCUUUAUUUGCAUAUCUGUAGAAUGGAUUACAUUACUGCCAGAGCAUUCCAGGAAUUGUGUAUAACAGGAGAAGGAGGCGGUAGAGCACUGCUGUGGAGAAGACAUGGCCGCUCUGACCUUCCAGGCACAGCGGCACAAAUGUGAGCUGACACAGACACUUCAGCAAAUGGAGGCGCAGCACGAGAAGAGGGUCAGAGAAACAGAUGCUCUUCUGAGUGCUCAGAUCAGCCUGAUCGGAAAACUGAAGUGUCAGGUGCUCGGGGCAACGCUGGAGGAACUGGCCCGGAGCAGCAGAGUGGAGAUUGAGCAGUUGUCUCUGGAGGAAGAGCACCUGCAGGACAGCGCUGAGAAACUGUGAGGUCGUUGUGAAGAGAUUGAAGAGCAGUGUGUGCAACAUGAGAGGAUGCACCAACGCACAGAGGUACACACACCUGCGGCACUGACCUCGAGUCCUGCAUCACAUGAGCAGUCCUUAUAGGAGCUUGUUUAGUGUAUCACACCAUGACAUCACUACAUUUGCAUGAGGGACUAAUGCUAAAGCCGGCCACAAUUAGGGGUGCAAAUCUCUUGGGUGACAGUGAGUCAAUUUCUCCCAUGAUUCACAGGUUUUCAGUUAAGAUUGAAAAUUAAAGUGUUUUAAAAUACAUCUGUAGAAUUCAGGAUUUGAUCACAUUGAACAAAUCCAAUUUGGACUGAUCAUUUUGCAUGUGGUGAAAUCCGAUCUGUGUGUUAAGGUCUGUAAAAAACAAACAAAAAAACAUAUUUUAGUUGGACACACCCAACAAAUCCGGUUCUUGCAGACUGACAUCCUUAAAGAAUCUUGAAAAGAUUCAGGCAUGAAAAGAAUGUCAAACUAUAAGGUAAAUUAAUAAAUGUACAAAUAAUUAACGGAAGCAGUUGAAAUACACUACUGUUAAAAACUUUGGGGUUUGUAAGAUUUUUAAAAAUUAUUUUGAAAAAAUUCCCUUAUCCUCACAAAGGCUACAUUUAUUUGAUAAAAAAAAUACAGUAAAAACUGAAAUAUUGUGAAAUAUUAUUACAAUUUCAAAAUGAGUUUUAUGUUGUAUAUAUAUAUCCAUAUGUCAUUUAUUCCUGUGAUGGCAAAGCUUAAUUUUCAGCAUCAAUCCAGUCUUUAAUGUCACAUGACAUGAUCCACCAGAAAUCAUUCUAAUAUGAUGAUUUGCUGCUCAAGAAACAUUUCCCAUUAUCAUCAUCAAUUAUUGUCAGGA